This is a messenger RNA of Brassica oleracea var. oleracea, 2468 nucleotides long. RefSeq lists its product as uncharacterized. NCBI's taxonomy places the organism in Eukaryota, Viridiplantae, Streptophyta, Magnoliopsida, Brassicales, Brassicaceae. The record is from RefSeq and is a predicted model, not a curated record. The transcript has 5 exons. Bases 420 to 2141 code for a protein of 573 amino acids. Gene Ontology annotation, biological process: regulation of defense response to fungus.
UCCACCCUCCAUCUUUUCUUUCCCAAUAGUCAGGGUAAACAAAAAGGGAAGCAAAGGGACAAGAAAAGAAAGAAAGAAAGAAGGUUUUCUCCACCUUUAAGCAUCCCAGCAGCAGCUCAAAGUCCUUUUUUUCAAAAAGAAAAUAUUAUUUAAAAUCCUCUGAAAGUUUCAAAUCCUACUUUUUCAUUUUCGUAUUAAAAAUGGAUUCGUCAAAGAGACUAAAUGAAUGCUUCUUAUCUGAUUGAUUGAAUCUCUCACCGGAGCAAGAAAUUGCCCUCUGCACUACAUCUUCUCCUGCUGCUCUUCUUCGAGGAUAAAAUCUGUUGAUAACAUGAUACAGAUUCAAUGAUCCUUAUUACAGUUGCAGUUAACCAAGCAAAACCAAUAUAGUUUUUGUCGGAGAAAGAUUAGAAAAUCCGAUGAGGACAAGCGGUUCUGCUUCAUCCAGAAGCCAAGAAGAAACACGGUUUAAAGAGGAGGACGAUGCUUCCCCCAUGAGAAAUCGCCAAGAUCAAAACACCAGCACGAUUCAAUACGCAGAUCAACAACAAGCAGAGCUUUUUAGAAAGCUUGACUCCUUAAAAGGCCACGUUCUCCGUGGCCAAGAUUCACCAAGAGCCUCACAUCAUCAGCCACCACCUUAUUACAAUCCAUAUCCUCCUUAUGGAAUGUAUCCUUCCCCUAGUAACCCGCCUCAUGGUUUCCCAAUGCAUCAAAGCUUGUAUGGUCAUUACCCAAAUCAGAUGCUGCCUCGUCCUCCCUAUCCUCCUCAAGGACAUUAUGUAGACAUUGGUCCUGACAUACUUGACCCCCACUUACACGACCCUAGAUUCCUUCCUGGUACACCGAGUAGGUUCGCUGAUGUCCCUGUUUCGCACCAUGGUGGUGGUGCUCAAGGCCAUCAUCACACGAGGUGGCCUAGUGACAUUAACUCUGAAAUGGGUGGCGGUGCUCAAGGCCAUCAUCACACGAGGCGGCCUAGUGAAGUUAACUCUGAAACGGGCGGCGGUGCUUAUGCUCGUGGGUAUGUUCAAACUGCUGCUGAUUCGCGUCGUUGCCAUCCUCUAGCAGGAGGUGCGCCCUUUGUAGCUUGUCACAAUUGCUUUGAGCUUCUCUACUUGCCUAGGAAGAAGCUUCUUCUUUCUCAGGCAAAGCAGCAACAAAAGCUGCAAUGUGGUGCUUGCUCCGAGGUCUUCUGUUUCACUAUUGUUGAUAAUAAGCUUGUUUUCUCUUCUUCUUCUUCUUCUGCUCUUCAGGAGACUAACCGAGCUCGUGUAGAGGUUGAAGAUAGAAAUGCAGUGGUAGAUGAUUGUCCACUUAAGGAUGAGGAACACUCAGAUGACGAAGGAGGAAGAUCAAGCGUUUCUAGUGAACCACAAAAAGAGGUAGUCAAGUCUGUUCGCCGCAGAGCCAAAGCCGCUAAAGCUCCUCCUCCGGAAAACUCUAAUCUUCUAGAGCUCUUUGAGUAUUCUAACGUAAACAGAGCUGCACUCACUUAUGGAACGUCGCAGCUAGGUUACAAUAAGCAAGUAUCCUUCACCAAACAAGAAUCGUUAGCUUCUGAGACAGAUAUUUCUUACAAUGGGUACUAUAAUAACACUGAGGACGAUUCAAGGAUCUCAAACGCCAGUAAAGAAGAGAGCGGACGUAGAAACCGAAACAAUAAAACCGUAGCUAAUGAUGACCAAUACGAUAGGCAGCUAGAGGUUUGGGUGAAUGGGCAUCUGAUACCUGAAGAUCAGGUUAUCAGCGCCGAGAAACAAGCUGGACCUGUUCAAGCUGGCAACUACUGGUAUGACUACCGUGCUGGAUUCUGGGGAGUGAUGGGACACCCUUGUCUCGGUAUCAUACCACCAUUUAUCGAAGAGUUUAGUCGUCCAAUGGCAGAUAACUGCGGUGCGGGGAACACGGGAGUGUUUGUGAACGGAAGAGAGCUUCACGAGAGAGAUUUCGAGUUACUUGCUAGUAGAGGUCUUCCUCGAGGCAAGAACCGUUCUUACAUCGUUGAUAUAUCGGGAAGAGUUCUUGAUGGAGACUCUGGUGAGGAACUUAAGAGUCUCGGCAAAUUAGCUCCAACGAUUGAGAAGGUUAAGCAUGGAUUUGGCAUGAGAGUUCCAAGAUACCUAGCUUCAUCAACUUGAUUCAGCCUCUUCUUCUUGUUUCAAUCUUUCCUUAUUAGAUUGAAAUGUAAAUUGUGCUUUAUGUAACACAACACAUCAUUUGGUUGGUUGGUUAUAUUCUGAUUUCUGACCCCACAGCUUGCCUCUGUUCCCUUUGUUCCCUUUUUUUCUUUUCUUGUUUUGGAAGCAAACCAAACCGGUUUGUGAUUUUCGGUCUGGGUUAAAGAUAACAACUCUGAUUUUCUUGUGAUCUUCUGGUUUUAUGUAAAAAUUGAUAUGUUUUGUUUUUUGUGGAUCAUUUUUUUAUUCUGUAUCAAUAACUAUCAACAAAUAAAGUAAAUUAUCAAC